CCUGCUCAGCCCACCCUUCGCUCCGCGCCGCUCCGCUCUGCACGUCCUGAAGCAAUGAACAGUGGGAUCUGUAUUUGCAUCCUCCUGGCUGCCCUGUCCAGCAGCUGCCUGGGGCGUCCGCGCGCUGCGCCCUCCCGGGACGACGGCAGACCGGCGGCGCCCCAGCCGGACACCGGCCUGCCAGAGCACCGCCGCCCCGCCCGCUCCGCGCCCCUCGCCAGCCCCGUGAAGCCUUUCCCCCAGCUGGAGGAAGGGACGGACGCGGGGGCCAGCCUCAGCGAGCUGCUGGCCAGACUGAUGUCCAGGAAAGGGUCCUACCGCAGAAACUCCACGAUGAACAGCAGGUCCAGUGGCCUGAGCGCCAACCACAGAAUAAAAGACCGGGACUACAUGGGGUGGAUGGACUUCGGCCGCCGCAGCGCGGAGGAAUACGAGUACUCCUCAUAAGGGCCAGGCUCUCUGUACAGAGAGACAGAAAUCAAUUCCACUUCUUUUGUCUUUGAAAGAAUCAGUGUCUCAGAAACUAUAUUUAUUAUGUAUUUGAUGUACAUUUGUUUGUAAAUCUAU
This is a messenger RNA of Megalops cyprinoides (Indo-Pacific tarpon), 567 nucleotides long. RefSeq names its product cholecystokinin-like. Lineage: Eukaryota; Metazoa; Chordata; Actinopteri; Elopiformes; Megalopidae. The transcript is spliced from 3 exons. The coding region runs from base 55 to 447 and encodes 130 amino acids. Gene Ontology annotation, biological process: digestion. Gene Ontology annotation, molecular function: neuropeptide hormone activity. Gene Ontology annotation, cellular component: axon; extracellular region. The record is from RefSeq and is a predicted model, not a curated record.